This is a messenger RNA of Marmota flaviventris (yellow-bellied marmot), 768 nucleotides long. The record is from RefSeq and is a predicted model, not a curated record. NCBI's taxonomy places the organism in Eukaryota, Metazoa, Chordata, Mammalia, Rodentia, Sciuridae.
AUGGCCAGCCUGAGGCGCGGCAGGCCCAACUGCAUCAGGGCAGCGUUCAGCACCACUGGCACUGGGCCCAGCUUCCGGAAGAGGCAGAGGAAUGCACGCUGUCGCCUCCAGUUUUUAGAUUCUUACGAUGGUGAUUCAGAAGCCUGCCCUGGUCAGUUUGGCUCCUUCUCUGGCUGUUCCCUGGGUGAAAGGAGCAAUGUGCCUCUGUCUACACUGAAGUCCAGGAGUCCCGAGGACGCCGGUGUCAACAACGCUCUCCCAUCCAAGGCCCCACACCUCUCGGUGAAGGCUGCCUGCUGGGCCCCCAUAUCCCUGGGAGCCAACGACGUGGACAUGCAACCUGAGAGUGAAGUCAGGCUGCCCCUGGAGCCCGGAGGCCCUCAGGAGGCCGGAAGGCAGGCGGAGAGGCCCUACACAGCCCAGGAGGACUCCAGAGCCACCAGGGCACCCAACCCAGCCAGUCCUGUGGAACUCCUGGAGCUGGGCAGACACCCGCCCAGCAAGGCCAAGGGGACACGGAUGCUACCCAGACUCGGAGGCGAGAGAGACAAAGGGCCCAAACUCUCGCUUUCCAAGAGAAAACUGGAACUUUUACUUGCAGAGCCUGAAAAAAAUAAGAGAAAGAAGCAGUUCAUGGCCUGAUCCAAGACAAAAGCCGAGAGGUUCUGGUGCUGGUGGUCCUGGUCUAGUCCUCUCCAAGUCUGGCUCUCUCCACACAGCAGUAGGACCACGCCGUUCCCAAGUGCCAAUAAAGAGACGUUGCCACAA